Molecule: messenger RNA, 474 nt
Organism: Geodia barretti
Lineage: Eukaryota; Metazoa; Porifera; Demospongiae; Tetractinellida; Geodiidae
Source: the annotation of a GenBank genome assembly
CUCGAAAGAGUGCUUCCCUGUUCCCGAAAAAUAAGAGCUAGUCAGAAGAGCAGAGUAACGACGAGAUGGCUAUGAGGAUCUUUGUGAAAAUAUGCUGCGGAAACACUGCAACGGAGCCCCAAACCUAUGCGAUUUCGUGCAAUCCCACAGCAAGUAUCGAGUCCUUGAAAUCUCAAGCCUUUGCUAGGUGGCUCGAAAAUAGCAGCGAAAACUCAGAAAGAAAUUCUGAUCAAUUCCGGCUAUGGUUGUCGGGAACUCCAGCACUCUUGUCCGAUAAGGAUAAAAUUCAGAACGUGCUGCGAGAAGGAGAUUUUGUGAUUUUGUGUCCUAAAGAUGUUCCACAGACGGAAUCAGACGUAUGUUACAAUGGUGGGCUGCCCACCUAUGGACCGUAUCCUUGACUAAUUGCCACUAUCAACGUGUAGUUGGAAUAGCUAUCCGCUAUAGCUAUCUAAGUAGUUGGCCCAUAGACCA